AUGUCUGCAAAGUUAGCAUAUAGGAAUGCGCUCAAGGCAAUAAAUAUUGCAUUCAAGAAUGACCAGCCGAUGCUUGGUGCUGCUAAACAGCAGAUCAGGUCGGGGAUAAUGAGCAAUGCCCAGUUGACAAAGCCAGAAGAAGUUGCUGAAGCUGUUAAGAAGUUAGACGAAGUGAGCAAAUUCAUUAGACAUAACCUUGUACAGGGCAAGUUACAAGAAGAUGGUCGAUAUUUCUUGGAUUUCCAUAAGGAGAUUGAGUUGGGUGAUAAUGAGACAAUCAAGAAUUCCAAAGCUGAGAUGGGUAGUUUAAGCGGAGCCAAGGGAAAGAGCAUUAGAGUUGCCAAAUGCAGUUAA
This is a messenger RNA of Lodderomyces elongisporus, 354 nucleotides long. RefSeq lists its product as uncharacterized. The transcript has a single exon. Gene Ontology annotation, biological process: mitochondrial respiratory chain complex III assembly. The record is from RefSeq and is a predicted model, not a curated record. Gene Ontology annotation, cellular component: mitochondrial matrix. Bases 1 to 354 code for a protein of 117 amino acids. Lineage: Eukaryota; Fungi; Ascomycota; Pichiomycetes; Serinales; Debaryomycetaceae. Gene Ontology annotation, molecular function: protein folding chaperone.